Messenger RNA from Oikopleura dioica, 543 nucleotides. The record is from the annotation of a GenBank genome assembly. NCBI's taxonomy places the organism in Eukaryota, Metazoa, Chordata, Appendicularia, Copelata, Oikopleuridae.
AUGAAGUUGCUAGCUAUCAUCCUUCAAGUUGUUUCAUGUUCGGUUCAAGAACAAGCGUUUGAAAACCUUGAAAUGAUUCGAUAUUGCAAGGCUUACAAGCACAAGAAGCACGACUUCUGUGACAGAUACAAGCUUGAUGAAUCGAAACGACAGUCAAAGCACUUUCGAAUGAUCUUUAGACCGCACAGAUUUCAUAAUCACCAACCCGUCUGCUACCACUGCAAUCGACACAGCUUUGAUGUGGAUGCACAGGAACUGGUUGACACAAUGCUUGCGCAUACUGGAAAAUCAUUCGCUCUCUACGAAAUUGAUGGCAUCAAAGUAAACCCGAACAAAAUUGUCGAUAUUGGUUACUGUAAUGGAUCCUGUAAAUUCUCAAUGAGGCACGCUUCCGAAAGUGUCAGAAAUGUGUUUUACUGCGAUCCUGUAAGCUACACACCAAUCUCUGUUAUUGACAGAACUACUGGGGAAAUAUUUGAAAUCAAAAACGCAAUCGUGGAUUCUUGUAAAUGCAAAGCAAUGGUUCACUGUUCAGAAAAAUAA